Messenger RNA from Perca fluviatilis (European perch), 1788 nucleotides. RefSeq names its product trans-golgi network protein 2 (gene tgoln2). Lineage: Eukaryota; Metazoa; Chordata; Actinopteri; Perciformes; Percidae. The coding region runs from base 186 to 1433 and encodes 415 amino acids. The record is from RefSeq and is a predicted model, not a curated record. The transcript is spliced from 4 exons.
UUUGUACACGGAAGCAGGAACAGGUUGUCACUCACCCGCACUCACCAAGGGUUGUCAACACCUCCUCCGCCAUAGUCCAGCCAACCUGUCGACCUGCAUUUAUCAACGCGUAUUGUGGCGUGAGCUCAGAGAAUAGACAGGUUGAAUUAAUUUGGUUUGUGUUUUUCUAUCUCUGCGCAGACACGAUGAGGACGGUUUUCCUGACACUCACAAUAUGUCUGUGUUUCUGCCUUGUCAGAGGGGCUCCAGCAAACUCUCCCAAGAACCCAGAUUCACCCCUCAAGGAAAGCAAACCAGAUCAGUUAGAUAAUAAAGAAAUGGAGGAAACUGAUGGGAGUUCUACAGGAAAGAGAGUAGGGGUCAACGUACCAGAUCUGACCAAAUCGCCAGCUCCUGAAGUCAAGUCAGAAGCAAAAAAGAUAACCGGCAUACCAGACCCGGAAGUCACUAAGCAAGGGCUAGCAAAGACACCAAGUCUGGAAAGUCCUGGGGAAGAUGGCGGCAACAAAGCAAAAAAUGUGAAUAAUUUGGUGCCUUUUUCGCCAGCCGAUCCAAAAAGUCCCUCUGACAAAGAGACGAAGGUUGGGACAACCAAGGAGCCCGCAAGCACGCUGACAGCCGGCGCAGGGGAUGCAACAGCACAAUCUGCAGCUACCGCGGAUAACAAUGCACGGACGCCUGCAGAGUCUGGAGGGAAAGACGAGGAGCCAGAAGGAGACAACGCCAAGAAGGACGAGAUGGAAGGAGACGGUGAGGACAAGACAGAAGGAGACAAAGGCCAUGAGGACAAGACAGAAGGAGACAAAGGCAAUGAGGACAAGACAGAAGGAGACAAAGGCAAUGAGGACAAGACAGAAGGAGACAAAGGCGUUGAGGACAAGACAGAAGGAGACAAAGGCGUUGAGGACAAGACAGAAGGAGACAAAGGCAAUGAGUACAAGACAGAAGGAGACAAAAGCAAUGAGUACAAGACAGAAGGAGACAAAGGCGAUGAGGACAAGACAGAAGGAGACAAAGGCAAUGAGGACAAGACAGAAGGAGACAAAGGCGUUGAGGACAAGACAGAAGGAGACAAAGGCGUUGAGGACAAGACUGAAGGAGACAAAGGCAAUGAGGACAAGACAGAAGGAGACAAAGGCGUUGAGGACAAGACUGAAGGAGACAACUCCAAGGAGUACAACCUCAAAGAAGAGGACUCCAGAAAUGGAGAAGCAGGAGGGAGAAGCCCGUAUGACCCGUCAGAUUUAAAGGACGAGGCAGAAAGCAGUCACUUCUUUGCCUACCUGGUCUGUACGGCUGUGCUGGUAGCGGUGGUUUACAUCGCUUACCACAACAAGCGCAAGAUACUUGCUUUUCUUUUGGAGGGGAAGAAAUCCAAAUCUACGCGUCGACCUAAAUCAACAGGAUACCAGAAGCUGGAGCAGCAUAUGUAAUCUCGACUCUCUCUCUCUCGAAGCCAUUGAGCCUCGCGCUGCUGACCACACAGAGCUAUGUGCUAUGUGAGAAGAAAGUGAACGGAUUCUGGCGUUAGAUAUUUCGGCGUUGAUUUCACCCUUUUGCUAAACAGACAUUCUUCUCUUUUAUACCCGUAGAUGCUCAUCAUAUGACUAUGCAGAUUACUCUGUUGCCUUAUUGAGGGAACUAGUGAAAUGCAGUGAAGGUAAAAAAUAAGCAUGCUGUUUUUGGCACUUGUGUCGUAAUUCCACUUUUAAGGCGAUCUUGUAAUUAGACCUGAUUAAGGUCCGGACUCAGGAUAUUUCAGUAGCAGAUAAAAAUAAUAUAAGCGUU